This is a messenger RNA of Trematosphaeria pertusa, 1287 nucleotides long. RefSeq names its product kinase-like protein. Gene Ontology annotation, molecular function: ATP binding; protein serine/threonine kinase activity. The record is from RefSeq and is a predicted model, not a curated record. Lineage: Eukaryota; Fungi; Ascomycota; Dothideomycetes; Pleosporales; Trematosphaeriaceae. The coding region runs from base 35 to 1033 and encodes 332 amino acids. The transcript has 5 exons. Gene Ontology annotation, biological process: peptidyl-serine phosphorylation; peptidyl-threonine phosphorylation.
GACAUCACUUACCUGACAAGCACUCUACCUCGCGAUGGCGCUACGUAUCGGACAAACGCUUCGUGGAGCUAGGUGGAAUUAUCUCCUUGUUGAGACUCUCGGCAACCACACCGCAAGUUCCAAUGUCUUCAAGGCCGAGAUAGUACCGCGAGCUGAAUCUCAACUUCCAAGAAAAUGGGCUGUUAUCAAGACGAGCUCCGAGAAGGAAAUUUUGGGUAUGCUGAAGCAUGAGCACGAUUGUUACAUGAAUCCUGCCAUUCACUCGUCUUGGCAUUUCCGAGCCAUGUACGACGCCAUCAAUGUCCAUAGCAGCUCGGCGAAUGAGAGUCCGUAUUGCCUGGCCUUUGAGUGGAUGGAUUGUACUCUAAAGGACGUGUCUUCCGAGCCUCACAGACGAAAUUCUGUGUUGUUCAAGAGCAUUUCUAAGGCAGUCUUGGGGGCGCUUGCCGAUUUGAAGUCACAACAACUCGUUCAUACAGACAUUAAGAACGAUAACAUCCUUAUCUCUGGCGUCGACGGACCAUCCCCAGUGGUGAAGCUUGGAGACUUGGGACUAAUGCGGUCGGAGGGCUUCAAUGAGUACUCCGUCCAGCCACUUGCAAUGCGCGCUCCCGAGGUCUGGUUAGGAAUAGGCUGCUUUCAUUGCUCCGACGUGUGGGCUUUUGCUGUCACGCUUUUCGACUGGAUUUCCCCUCUUGUGUUCGGUGCCAAUGACAUGCCCCAAGGCCACUGGCCGCAUCCGUGGGCAAUGGCAAAGCUCUUACGACUCUUUCCUGGUUCGGUGACGAUUCACCCCACCGACCCCAACUACCAAGGUUAUUUCAGGAUUGCUCAGCUAAUUGAAAAGUCGGGAUAUGGUGAUAGCAUAGGCCCGAAGUGUUUUGAAACACUUCCAUUUGAGGAGGAGCUUAGGAAGAUGGAUAUACCGCCAGCGCUCUCGGACUUUUUUCGCUACCUGUUUGUCGUCGAUUUUAGGCGAAGACCUACCGUUGUUGACGUGCUGAGCUCGCAACAAUUUCAACGUCUUGGCUAAAAUCUGCCACCUCCUAGUCUGGUCCGUCAGCGCUGAAAUGGCAUAAACGCCAAGCAGUCCUGUUUUGGCUGCCAUAGAAUCGUCAGUGAACGAAAAGGUUGGCUUCUUGGACAUGCUGUUAGUUUCGAAAUUUUGGUGUUAGGGGUUGGACCAAAAUUUUUUUUUUGAAGAAUGGCUUCGCUUGCCCAAAAAUGGGAUUAUGCGCGGUGGGCUAUGCGACCCAACCCGCUCGCCUUCAGUGCGUACCAAAAGGG